UUGUGCUCCUCCUGGCUCUCUGCAGGACCUCGGGCUCCAGGAAUUUGGACCGAGUGGUAGAGACAUCGCCGACAGAGACGGCAAUUGCCAGCUUCCUCCCUAUGCUGCCUUGUGAUUCAAAGCAGGAUUCUGCUCUGCUUUUCUAAAAGGGGAGCACGUUAAUGCUGGAGACCCACAGAUCAGAAGCAGGCAAGGAAACUCCACCGGUCCCAUCCAAGAGUCUGAGCUUCGCCCGAGGUUACCCGGGUAGCGAGUGACAAAGCAGGCCUAAAAUCCAAGCCCGCCAACCUAGUCUGGCUUCACGGAGCCAUGUGGCCUCUCCUGCUGGCUUUUUUCCUGCUUCAUGCCUGCCCCGCUGGAGGAGCCCGCGACCUCCGCCAGGUCCUGAUGCUGCAGAAGACGGAGCUUGCGCUGCGCCUCUACCGGAGCGUGGCCGCCACCAGCAACCAGACCAACCUGGUCCUCUCCCCGGCCGGCGUGUGCAUCCCUCUGGAGCUCCUGCACUUUGGGGCCCAGGGCAACACGGGCCGGCAGCUGGCCGAGGCCCUGGGCUACACCGUUCAUGACCCAAGGGUCAGAGAGUGGCUGCGAGCCGUCUAUGCCACGCUACCCAGCGCCAGCCCAGGUGCCAAGCUGGAGCUGGCCUGCACCCUCUAUGUGCAAGAGGGAACGCCGCUCACCCCCUGCUUCGUGGAGCAGGUCUCCCGGUGGGCCAACAGCAGCCUGGAGCCAGCCAACCUCAGAGAGCCCAAGGGCACCACCCUCCUGGCCAAUGGAUGGGCCUCCGGGCCGACCACAGGUAAAGGAAAACCGUCCGGUCCAGGCGGCUCCACGUGGACGCGCGGCGGCGGCGGCGGCGGCGACGGCGGCGGCUCGGCGUCUGCGCAGUUGGUGCUGCUGAGCACCAUGACUUUCCAGAGCGCCUGGCGGCAGCGGUUCUCCUCCUCCGACACUCAGCUCCUGCCUUUCACCUGUGCCAGGGGCCUCGUCCUCCAGGUGCCCAUGAUGUACCAGAUGGCUGAGGUCAACUACGGCCAGUUCCAGGACCCUGCAGGCCAUCAGGUGGGGGUGCUGGAGCUGCCAUACCUGGGAAGUGCGGUGAGCCUACUUCUGGUGCUGCCGCAUGACAGAGACACCCCACUGAGCCACAUCGAGCCCCACCUCACCGCCAGCAUCCUUCACACCUGGACCUCCAGCCUGAAGAGAGCCAGGAUGGACGUGUUCCUGCCCAGAUUUAGAAUCCAAAAUCAUUUCAACUUAAAAAACAUUUUAUAUUCCUGGGGACUCACCGAUCUUUUCGACCCACUCAAAGCUAACUUGAAGGGAAUUUCAGGCCAAGAUGGCUUGUAUGUUUCUGAAGCGAUCCACAAAGCCAAGGUGGAGGUUGCAGAGGAAGGCACCAAGGCUUCUGCGGCUACAGCUCUGUUGUUACUGAAAAGGUCUCGGAUUCCCAUUUUUAAAGCAGACCGACCAUUCAUCUUUUUCCUGAGAGAGCCCAACACAGGUAUCACAGUAUUUUUUGAUAGAACUAAGAUAAAUUCAAUUUAUCAGCAUCUCUCUAGCAACAAGGGCUGA
Messenger RNA from Phacochoerus africanus (Common warthog), 1575 nucleotides. RefSeq names its product serpin family E member 3 (gene SERPINE3). Gene Ontology annotation, biological process: negative regulation of endopeptidase activity. The record is from RefSeq and is a predicted model, not a curated record. Gene Ontology annotation, molecular function: serine-type endopeptidase inhibitor activity. Lineage: Eukaryota; Metazoa; Chordata; Mammalia; Artiodactyla; Suidae.